Messenger RNA from Colossoma macropomum (tambaqui), 4655 nucleotides. RefSeq names its product band 4.1-like protein 1. Gene Ontology annotation, biological process: cortical actin cytoskeleton organization. The record is from RefSeq and is a predicted model, not a curated record. The transcript has 24 exons. Lineage: Eukaryota; Metazoa; Chordata; Actinopteri; Characiformes; Serrasalmidae. Gene Ontology annotation, molecular function: actin binding; structural molecule activity. Gene Ontology annotation, cellular component: plasma membrane; cytoskeleton. The coding region runs from base 227 to 3676 and encodes 1149 amino acids.
UUCUCCUCACCCUCUCCUCUCCUCAUUUCGCCAGCUAGUCUGCCUCUUUCCCUCCGCUCAUCCAUCCUCUCGGACCAUUUGGUCUCAUCCGCGGGAGAGCAGCGGCGGCGGCAGCAGCAGGGCGGUGUCUCUGCUUCCUUUGCUGGCUCCUGAAGACCUAAAUGGUCGACGUUUGGACGGAAAUCCGACUGUCGAGCCUGUAAAGACAGGAUUGUGAGCGAUCAGAAUGUCGGAGAAGGGGUCAGCUUCAGAUGUGAAGUAUGCCAUGGAGGGAGACAGCAGAAGAGCCAAUCAGGAUCAUGACUCAAAGAUGUCAGACGAGCACCGAGACACAGACGACUCUUCUGAGAAGACGCCCAGCAGGGUGUCCAGAUCCCCACAGAAAUCCUCCAAAAGACCAAAGACAGUGCCUGUUAAAGUCGCACUGCUGGAUGGAUCUGACUAUGAGGCUGGAGUGGAGAAGUCCUGUAAGGGGCAGGCCUUGCUGGAUAUGGUGUGUGAGCACUUGAACCUGCUGGAGAAGGACUACUUUGGCCUGACCUUCUGUGACGCGGACAGCCAAAAGAACUGGCUGGACCCCUCCAAAGAGAUAAAGAAGCAAAUCAGAGUGGGCUCCUGGCAGUUUUCCUUUGCUGUCAAAUUCUAUCCUCCUGAUCCCUCUCAGCUGAUAGAAGACAUCACUCGGUAUUACCUUUGUCUACAGCUGAGGGAGGACAUGCUGUCUGGGCGACUGCCGUGCUCAUUCGUCACACACGCUCUGCUGGGCUCCUACGCCGUGCAGGCCGAGCUGGGUGACUAUGACCCUGACGAGCACGGGCCCGACUACGUCAGCGAGUUCCGCUUCGCCCCCAACCAGACCCGUGAGCUGGAGGAGAGGGUGAUGGAGCUCCAUCGAACUUACAGGGGUAUGAGUCCUGCAGAGGCUGAAGUGAACUUCCUGGAGAAUGCGAAGAAGCUUUCUAUGUAUGGGGUUGAUCUCCAUCAUGCCAAGGACUCAGAGGGCAUUGACAUAAUGCUGGGUGUGUGUGCCAGCGGCCUUUUGAUCUACAGAGACCGCUUGCGCAUUAACCGCUUUGCCUGGCCCAAGAUCCUCAAAAUCUCCUACAAGAGAAGCAACUUUUACAUCAAAAUCCGCCCUGGAGAGGUAGAGAAAAAGUAUGAACAGUUUGAGAGCACCAUUGGCUUCAAGCUGCCCAACCAUCGAGCCUCCAAGCGCUUGUGGAAGGUCUGCAUUGAACACCACACUUUUUUCAGGUUGGUCUCUCCUGAACCCCCACCCAAAGGUUUUUUGGUGAUUGGCUCAAAGUUCCGCUAUAGUGGACGGACUCAGGCCCAGACCCGUCAGGCUAGCGCGCUGAUCGACAGGCCGGCCCCGCAGUUUGAGCGGUCAGUUAGCCGGAGGUACUUGCUGUCACGCAGUCUAGAUGGAGCCUCUGCUCUGGGGGACACAAUGGACAGACUGUCUCAGCACACUCCUAGCGAACCCACUCCUGGCCUGGUCAGAGACGAGCUGGACCGGGACUACAUGGAUGUCGGUCAGGAGCAUGAUCUAGACCAGGAUCAGGACCAAACUGAAGACAGAGGGUCAGAAUCUGAUGCUACUCCUUCAAGGGCUAUGGAGCUGAAGAGGGAGGAGCCGGGGUCUCCUCUAGAUUCUAAAGCAGAGUCGGACCAGGACUUGGCCCCACGCCCCAAACAGGAGCAAUUCCUGGAUAAGCCGGAAGACGUACUGCAAAAGCAUCAGGCCAGCAUCAACGAGCUGAAGAGAGCGCUGAGGGAACCCAACAGCAAACUAGUCCAUAGAGAGAAACGCCUAUCUGCAGCCUCUUCUGGUAGCACUCCAGAGAAAAAAGCUGCCUCUGAGGAACCCUUAUUGAUUGAGAAGCCAGACGGUUGUCAAAGAGACCUGACCCUCAGUUCAAAAGAGGAAAAGAACAAGAGCCCCGCUAGAAUAGAUCCAUCUUUCACUGGUUCACAGCACGAAGGAGAGGAAGCGAUGAGAGAGAAAAUCCAUAUGCCUCAUGGCACAAUGGGAAGCUAUGCCAUAACAAGGAAAGCAAAGGACUCCAUCCCAUCACCAGAGAAGCCUCAAAGAACCAGAGCUAAAAGUUCUGUACUGAAGAACAAACAUAUCCAGGAUGCGCAUUCUGUUGUGGACAAUGAUGAUGAUAACGGAUUUCCACACGAGAGGCAUGUGGAGAACAGUAUUCAUGCAAACGGCUAUGAUAAAUAUCCAACAGAGAGGCGAUGGACUGAAAGGAGGUAUGCAGAAGAUUCUGUGAACCCAGAUUUUUGGAAUUAUGAAGAGAGAAGCUGGGGUGAGGCUUCUCCCAAUGCAGCCGUCGACAAACAUAUGAGAGAUCAGUAUAACGGAAGCAGAUGGCAGAGACAAAGCAUGGAAGGCGGAAAAGACAAAACAAGAACUACCGUUAAGACCCAAACGACCGCAGACUCAGUUCAGAGCAAUGCCGCUCAAUCGGAGGUAAAACGAGUCGUACCCCUGAAGCCUGAGAGGUCGAAGAAGUUGAAAGGAAACAAGGGAGUCAAGCCGCAAGACCACACUGAAAGUGGCAAAUCAGUUAAUGAGAUUGAGGGAGCAAAGUCGAACGAGGAUUCAUCUGGAAGUGAAAAGGAGCCCCUCCCCACUCCAGCAAUUCAUGCGGAACCACAGGAGGAAGCCCAGAGGGAGCCAUGGGAACGACGCCUGGGAUCUGUGUCCGAGGACGACCCUGACCCAGAAACCCUGUAUCUUAAAGAGACCCACCUGGGUAUUGAACGCAAAUGCUCCAGUAUCACCGUCAGCUCUACUUCCAGUCUGGAGGCUGAGGUGGACUUCACUGUCCUUAUGGACCUUCAGACAGGGAUGGAGGAAUUCUCCAGAGGUAUGUCCGAGCUUGGAGAGAAGGACUUCUCACCUGAAUUUAGCUAUUCAGACCGGCCAACCCAUCCAGCCUUCACACUAGGGGCUGACCCCAUCAUCCUACCAGAGGAGAAACACGCAGAAGUAUGGAGAACUGUGGAAGAACCGAAGCCGGUUGUAGAGCCAAAGCCUGUGGAGGAGCGUAAACCUGAGCCUUUUGUGCCAAAAAAAGCUCCACGGUCAGUGAAAGCUGCUCAGGCUUUGAAGAAGGAGUCUUCAGAGCUUGCGAGUAUGCAAGCGGUAAGACGAGAGGCUUCAGAGACGGCAUCCUUUCAGCCCCACAGUAGAGAGAGCAGUGAAAUCAUUGCCUCACAGGCUCUGAGGAAGACCGAGGUCAAGAUUGAGACACAGCCAAAUGGAUCAGAGGUCACCACAACCAUUAUGGAGAUUGCAGAUCAGGACCACGGCAUGAGUGGGUUGCGAGAAGCUUCUUUCACAAUGGCCGAGAGGAUCUCUCCUGUCAGUUUUGGAUCUUUGGCAAGGGAAGGUUCUGGGUCUCCUCUAAUGGUAACAGAGAAUGUGACAUCAACCACAACGACACAUGUUACCAAGACUGUGAAAGGAGGAUACUCAGAGACAAGAAUUGAGAAGAGGAUUAUCAUUACUGGGGAUGACGAUGUUGACCAAGAUCAAGCGCUUGCCAUGGCAAUAAAAGAAGCCAAGCAGCAGCAUCCUGACAUGUUAGUAACCAAGGCCGUUGUUGUCAGGGAAACAGAAUCUUCCACACACGACCCACAUGAGGAGUCCAAGUCCUGAUCUCCUAGGUUCUCAGGACUGUGUACAGGAGAAGUUCUGGAUUUUGAAUCGCCCAGGACCUCACCGGUUUGCAUACGGAUAAACACCCACACUCAGUCAGAACUCAGAACUCACCGUUUAUGUACACAUCCUUUUGUUUUUACGCUCGCCGUGGUUGUGAAAAUUUGAAUGGGAGCUUUUGACUCAGACUCUGACUUUGUCUGGUUUUCUGACCCAUCUGGAUCUGUACAGUCUCCAGCGCCAAAGAUUUUGGCCAGCCUGCUCUGCAGCACAGCAUCCAGAGCUGCUCUGUUUAAGGGAAUACACCUUCACAGCCCAAAGUGAACUUUCUUCUCUUUCUACAGCCCAAAGUGGCACUGGGCAUGAUUCACUAGGCCAUUUGAAAAACUUCCGAACUGAUGAUUUGUCUUGGUGUAAGGACAGCAUCAUCUGUUGGGUAGCAUAUCUAGGGAUGGAAAAGUUACUUGUCUCUGCAUACAUAUGCCCAUGCUUACUCGAUCAGCUAGAAUUAGAUUCUGAAUCUCAAACCAGUGAUCUGCAUGUGGCAAAGCAGGCUUUAGUCUAGGAUAGAUCAACAAAUUUAACAAACAACGGACAGCACCAAACCAGCUACAGCAGGUCAGUGCACUCAUCAAACAGGCACAUAUGGUGCUGACAGGGGACGGACAGAUUGCUGGACACAAGGACACCAGUCUUUGCCAACAACGGAAAGAAGAGGCUUCUGAGAAGCAAAGGCUCUCAAACUAAUACUUGGUAGAGAGGAAAAAUCCAUGAAAAAUGCUUCAAAACAUUAUGAUCUAACUGCUCGGCAUCCUCAAAAGAAUCCUUUGCUCCACUUCGCAACGUUAAGAUUUACCACUUGAACUCGUACAGUGUUGGGAUUUAUUUUCUUGGACUUAAUGUAUAUUUGGACUUGGAAAACCCUACCAUAAUGCUCCUGUAUGCGUUUCAACAUGGUAACAAAAGUAUUUUUUCUUCA